This is a messenger RNA of Loa loa (African eye worm), 471 nucleotides long. RefSeq lists its product as hypothetical. The record is from RefSeq and is a predicted model, not a curated record. Bases 1 to 471 code for a protein of 156 amino acids. The transcript has 4 exons. NCBI's taxonomy places the organism in Eukaryota, Metazoa, Nematoda, Chromadorea, Rhabditida, Onchocercidae.
AUGUGGCAAACAGCAGCCUGCAUUAGCUUACUGUUUGAAACAGUGCGUCCUUAUGUAUCAACAACUUUCCAGUGUCCUCAAGGCUCUUACCUAUCAACUUUCAACACUGCUUUUGUUGGUAAAGAACGCUAUUACAAAUUUGCAUGUUCAACAUUCGACAGUAUUUAUACGCGGAUGAAUGAAACGUGUAGGAUGUCGGAUAGCGCAUCAUCCUACUUAGAUGACAUAUAUUUAAGUUGCGGAAGCGAUCAGUAUACAGUGGGUGUCAGAAUUGUUGAAGAUAGCUCUGAAAAAUUAAGUGCAUGGCAGUUGCUUUGCUGCAGUGGUAAAUCAAUCAAAAUUCGGAUAGAUGACUGCAUUGAUACCAAAUUUCUAAAUGAGUACCAUCGGUCGUCAACAUUCUUUACUGGUACCCAAAUCAUACGUAAGUGGCAAGCAGUGCUCGAUGACAAGAUUCCAAAAACACAAUAA